GGAGUAGAGAGGUUGUUCCAAACAUUCUUUUUCUUUCUUUUUGAUAGCAUAAACCAAAAAAGGCUAGACAAUGGAUAAACAACUCGCCACAUCCUAUAACAUCCUAUGCCACCACUUGUUUUCUUUUCUUUUCCAUCUCUUUUAUACCAUUGAAUUAAGCCUGAUUUUUCACUCCCUCAUAUCUUCUUCAUAUCUCCUAAGUGACAAUCAUGGCUAAACCCCUCCCUCCAACACAAAGCCCAACCAUUCUUGAACCUAAAACCCCUUUUCUUGAUCAACACCAUAACAAUGAAAAUACACUAAACUUCAACUUAGCAGUGAUAAUUGCAGCCCUAAUAUGUGCUUUGCUUUGUGCUCUUGGCCUAAACUCUAUGUUACAAUGUGUAUUUCAAUGCACUCAUAGGACAAUUUCUGAGCCAGUUGAAUGGGUAGCUUCAAAGAGAAUGAACACAGGGCUUAAGAAAAAAGAUAUGGUUGCUUUGCCAACAUCUACUUAUAAUAAUGCAAAUUCUAGUGCUUCUUCUUCUUUUUCUUCAUCAGUUUCAAGCUGUGCUAUUUGCUUGUUGGAUUUCAUGGAUGGUGAGAGAAUUAGGGUUCUUCCUCAAUGUAAUCAUUCUUUCCAUGUUGCUUGUAUUGAUAAAUGGCUGCUCUCACAUUCCUCUUGCCCUACUUGUAGGCUUCAUCUCAAGUCCGGUAAUUGUUUGCCAUUUUUGUAGAAUAAUAUUGUCACAUUUCGUAAUUGAAAUGUCUUCUAUA
This is a messenger RNA of Nicotiana attenuata, 756 nucleotides long. RefSeq names its product RING-H2 finger protein ATL73-like. The transcript has a single exon. The coding region runs from base 210 to 716 and encodes 168 amino acids. Gene Ontology annotation, molecular function: transferase activity. Gene Ontology annotation, biological process: protein ubiquitination. The record is from RefSeq and is a predicted model, not a curated record. Lineage: Eukaryota; Viridiplantae; Streptophyta; Magnoliopsida; Solanales; Solanaceae.